Xyrauchen texanus (razorback sucker) is the source of this 2705-nucleotide messenger RNA. Its product is annotated as ecto-NOX disulfide-thiol exchanger 1-like. Gene Ontology annotation, cellular component: external side of plasma membrane; plasma membrane. The record is from RefSeq and is a predicted model, not a curated record. Gene Ontology annotation, biological process: ultradian rhythm. Gene Ontology annotation, molecular function: protein-disulfide reductase activity; RNA binding. The transcript is spliced from 15 exons. NCBI's taxonomy places the organism in Eukaryota, Metazoa, Chordata, Actinopteri, Cypriniformes, Catostomidae. The coding region runs from base 238 to 2100 and encodes 620 amino acids.
GCAGAUGUGCUGUCAGAUGCACCAGCACUGACGUGCAGCUUUUCGCCAUUCUGCUCCAUUCACGCCUAUUGUGGAAGAUCACAGCGCCGUUUCACAUCGAGGAUAGGAAUAGGCUUGAAUCAAAACGGUUUUACUGAAUGCUGUGAUGAGCUCCUGAGAGCCGUAUUCUCCUCGGCAAGCUGUCUUGGAAGAGUGAGAACUCUGUUGACAGCAGAGGCACCCAGACAAACAAACACCAUGGCUAGUGCAGCAGAUGGUAUCGGCAGUUUGGGAACCGAACAGAGCCACAUCAAUGUGCCGGUAGCUGAUCCAGGCGCCUGGGCCACGGCCAUGAACAACCUGGGGAUUGUGCCGAUGAGCCUAACCGGGCAGCAGCUGGUAUCAGACUCCAUCUGUAUACAGGGAUUUGACCCCAACCUAGGGAUCAUCACCCCAAUCAACCCCAUGAUGGCCGGGAUCAGUCUGUUACCUCCUCAUCCUAUGGCAGCAGAGCUUCCUGUUAUUAAAGAAAUCAUCCACUGCAAGAGCUGCACACUGUUUCCACAGAAUCCCAAUCUUCCUCCACCCUCGACCAGAGAGAGGCCACCAGGCUGCAAGACUGUGUUUGUUGGUGGGCUUCCAGAGAACGCGACUGAGGAGAUCAUAAGAGAAGUGUUUGACCAGUGUGGAGAGAUUGUGGCCAUCCGCAAGAGCAAGAAAAACUUCUGCCACAUUCGCUUCAGUGAGGAGUUCAUGGUGGACAAGGCCCUCUACCUCUCUGGCUAUCGGAUGCGCAUUGGCUCUAGCACAGAUAAAAAGGAUUCAGGCCGCAUACAUGUGGAUUUUGCCCAGGCAAGAGACGACUUGUAUGAGUGGGAGUGCAAACAAAGAAUACUAGCACGCGAGGAGCGGCACCGACAGAAAGUCCAUGAGGAGCACUUCAGACCUCCUUCACCUCCUCCCAUAAUGCACUUCUCAGAGCACGAGGCAGGGCUUUUGGCUGAGAAAUUGAAAGAUGACAACAAGUUCAACGAAGCAACAGCAGUGCUCUUCACAUGGAUAGACAGGGGCGAGGUGAACCGCCGCACAACCAAUCACUUCUACUCAAUGAUCCAGUCCGCCAACAGCCACGUGCGACGCCUCAUGAAUGAGAAAGCCCAGCACGAGGAGGAGAUGAAGCUGGCCAAAGAACACUUUAAGAACUCUCUGCUCGCCAUCCUCACACAAUUUGAGCAGAUUACGGCUGUGUUCACCGCUGCCACCAGGCAAAAGGCAUGGGACCAUUUCUCAAAAGCACAACGCAAGAACAUAGACAUUUGGCGAAAGCAGUGCGAGGAAUUGAGAAAUGCUCACAGUGAGGAGAUUAUGAGAAUACGAAGAGAAGAGGAGAUGGAGAUGUCAGAUGAAGAUUUCGAGGAACACUCCUGCAAGAAGAUCCGAAUGGAGGACUCGGUGCUGUCUGCUCAUUCUUGUGCUCUGCGGGAAGAAAAUGACAGUCUGCGUUGGCAGCUGGACACCUAUAGGAACGAGGUGGAGCUGCUGAAGGAGCAGGGCAAGACAUACCGCACAGAGGAGGACCACACCCAAGAACAACAGCUGCAUUUCUUGCAGCAGACCAUGCAAAACAUGCAGCAGCAACUGCUUCGGCUGCAGGAGGAGCUGAAGGGGAAAGAGCUGGAACUGGAACAGGCCAGAGAUGAGCAGCGCUUCCUGGAGGGAGAAGUCCUCAGCCUCAAGGAAAAGCUUUUGAACAACAUGGAGUCAGUGGAUUUGACAAACCACAGCCCUGAGAGCCAUGAAAAGGGAGUCAAUGGCACCUCAGCACUCUACCUCCAUCGAGAGAAGAAUAACGAGGCGGUCAUUCGGGGGCCUUUGAGAUCAGAGAAAGAGGCUCUCUUGCUCGGAAUUAUAUCCACCUUCCUCCAUGUGCAUCCAUUUGGAGCCAACAUUGAAUAUCUGUGGUCCUACAUCCAGAGACUUGAUACAAAGAUUUCCGCUAGUGAACUAGAGAGACUAAUGGUUCGGCUGCCCAACAUGUUCAAGCAAGAGUUCAGCGGCGUUGGUGCAACAUUGGAGAAACGCUGGAAAUUCUGUGGUUUUCAGGCUCUCAAACUGGCGUGACUCACAGAGCCACAUCCACUGACACCGAAAACCUCUAGAGGACAGAUCCAGAGUCAGUAAGAUGAGCUUGAGUCUCAUAGACACAAAGAACCAGGUCUACACCCUGCACUGCUCUCAGAUCAAAUGCUCUGUCAGUCUUAAUUACAGACUCUGACGAUGGCACAGGAGAGAUAGUCUACACGCAAUGCAGCAUCAGAUGUAUUUACUUGAAAAAGCUCUUUCCAGACAUUUGUGCUGAUUGCAUAACUUGUCUGUCAGCAGUGUCCCUGAGGACUGGGGAGAUAUCCAGGAAUACAAGUGCUACUCAGUUAAAAUAUCAGAAUGUUGAAUAUGGCUCACAGAUAUGUGGUAGUGGCCCCUUUGUGCCCUCCAAACCCAAUUUGUGUGAAGAUGAGUUCUGUUCUGAAUUUUUUUUUUAAUACAUGGCCAAAGUGCUGAGCUGAUUGACAACAGUUGCACAGCUGAUGCUCUUAGGACAUUUGGCUGUGAAUCAGGCCGUCCAUGUUGUGUAGAUGAUGUAUGUAAUGUGCUUUGUGUCUUGAUGCACAAUUAACAAUCUGCGUAUGUAAAUUAUGAUUUUCUAAAAAAUCAAUUAAAGACUUUUU